Rhodotorula toruloides NP11 is the source of this 2403-nucleotide messenger RNA. Its product is annotated as ATP-dependent metalloendopeptidase. Gene Ontology annotation, cellular component: mitochondrial inner membrane. The transcript is spliced from 5 exons. Gene Ontology annotation, biological process: protein quality control for misfolded or incompletely synthesized proteins; mitochondrion organization. Lineage: Eukaryota; Fungi; Basidiomycota; Microbotryomycetes; Sporidiobolales; Sporidiobolaceae. The record is from RefSeq and is a predicted model, not a curated record. Gene Ontology annotation, molecular function: ATP-dependent peptidase activity; ATP hydrolysis activity; metalloendopeptidase activity. The coding region runs from base 1 to 2403 and encodes 800 amino acids.
AUGCUUCCGGCUGGACACAGACCAACCGGCCUUCUCCGCGAGCUCCUGCGGGACUUCGCUCAGGCGAGUGCCACACGGAGACCGAUCCCACCCUUGCGCACCUUCUCGUCCCGCCAGCGCCCUCAGCAGCGACACUUCCCCCGCUCCUCCUCGUCGUCCCUCUUCCCCUUCCAUCGGCGGACAGGCGUGCCUGCAAACCUCCCCGCCCUCGCUCCUUACUCUCUCUGGAGUCGCGCGGUUCGCUCUGCGAAAGAGGCGAGCGAGAUUGACGACCUCCGCGACGCCAUCUCGAAGGCCUCCUCACCCGCCGAAGCAGCCGAAGCGAAACUGAAGCUCUUCCAGGCGAUCUAUAACCUCGACAAGAAGACGUAUGCGCAGGAGGUGGAGGGGUUGCAGUUGUACGAGGAGGUGACGGGACUCUGGAGCGACAAGCGGGAGCCAACGCAGGUCGAGGCGCUCAAGGACAACGAGGGCUUCCUCAACUACCUGCGGACACUCGGCACUCUCGUCUCGUCGACGUACAAGGACGCACCCGAAGAAGAAAUUGCUUCGAACCUCGAGAAGCUGAAUACGGCCCUUCAGCGACGAAACUCGGUCCUCGGACACGCUCCGACUUCCGCGACCACGACUGCGACCCCUGAACUAACACCGACACUGGCACCUACCGCAUCUGCGACUCCUGCUCCUGCCGCCCCUUCGACUUCCACUCCUCCAGUCCCUCCUGCAGCACUCAUUUCCGCCCUCUUCUCCGGCGGUUCGCGAGGCAAAGGCGGGGAGGCGAAGAUUGCGUCCGCCGGGUCGUACGGCUCGUGGUCCUCCAUCUUUGGCGGCGCUUCAGCAGCAAAGGCGGGCAGUCCCGAGCCGAUAAGGGUCAUCGUCGAAGAGCCCAAGUCUCCGUUGGUUUGGCGCGCGCUCAAGUUUGUCGCGGUCACCGCCCUGUACUCGUUUCUCCUGCUCUCGCUUUUGUCGCUCCUCAUCGACUCGUCCGGCAUCUUGCGCGCCGGCGGUGCCAGCCAGCCUUUCCAGCCGACCGCUCCGCCCGACCCGUCUGACCCGAACCGUCGCGGUACGACGUUCAAGGACGUGCACGGCGUCGAGGAGGCCAAAGCCGAGCUCUACGAGAUCGUCGAGUUCCUCAAGGACCCGAAGAAGUUCGAGAAGCUCGGUGGCCGCCUUCCUCGCGGCGUCCUCCUGACUGGCCCUCCCGGUACCGGCAAGACUCUCCUCGCGCGUGCCGUCGCAGGCGAGGCCGGUGUGCCCUUCUUCUCGGCGUCUGGGUCCGAGUUCGACGAGAUGUACGUCGGUGUCGGCGCGCGCCGUGUGCGCGAGCUCUUCACUGCUGCCCGCAAGAACGCUCCCGCCAUCGUCUUCAUCGACGAGCUCGACGCCGUCGGUGGCAAGCGCUCGCCAAAAGACCAGAGCUUCCACAAGCAGACCCUCAACCAGCUCCUCACCGAGAUGGACGGCUUCUCGACCGGCGAAGGCAUCAUUCUCAUCGGCGCGACCAACACUCCUGACGCCCUCGACCGCGCUCUCGUCCGUCCCGGCCGCUUCGAUCGCCAGGUCGUUGUGCCCCUCCCCGACGUUCGCGGCCGCAUGGAGAUCCUCAAGCACCACAUGAAGAACAUCCUCUACGACAAGCAGAAGGUAGACGUCUCGAUCAUCGCUCGCGGUACGAUCGGUUUCUCCGGCGCCGACUUGCAGGCGCUCGUCAAUCAGGCCGCUGUCAAGGCGUCUGGCGAGAAUGCCGACAUGGUCCGACCGAGCCACUUCGAGUGGGCCAAGGAGCGCAUCAUGAUGGGUGCCGCCCGCACGUCGGCCUACAUCACGCCCGAGAACAAGCUUGCGACGGCGUACCACGAAGCCGGACACGCACUCCUCGCCCUGUACACGAAGGGCGCCUAUCCCCUUCACUCGAUCACGGUCAUCCCGCGCGGCGCAGCUCUCGGAUACACACUCAUGCUUCCCGAGAAGGACGUGCAGUCGCAUUCGCUCACCGAGUACCGUGCCAAGAUCGCCGUGGCGAUGGGCGGUCGCGUUGCUGAGGAGCUCAUCUAUGGCAAGGAGAACGUCACGGACGGCGCGUCGUCGGAUAUCUCGAACGCGACCCAGAUCGCCUCGAACAUGGUUCGCCGCUUCGGCUUCUCCGAGGCUAUUGGUCCUGUCGCGCACAUGAACGACUCGGACCAGCCGUCACCGUCGGAGGAGACGCAGAAGCUCAUCGACGGCGAGAUCAAGGGCUUGAUCGAGAAGGCGCAGGACCGCGCGAGGGAGGUCUUGACGGCCAAGAAGGAUGAGCUGGAGAGGCUCGCGCGUGCGCUGGUCGAGUACGAGACACUGGACAGUGCCGAGGUGCAGAAGGUCAUCAAGGGCGAGCCGAUCCGGCGGACAGGUCUCGAGUGA